AUGGUGGGAUUGUGGCCGAAAAAGCUGUCUUGGCUUAAGUGGGUUGUUGUCUGGCUAGUUGUUGUUUUAGUAUGUUGGCUGCUUAAGACAUACGGAGUGUACGAUUGGGUUUAUGCGCGCUUAAUUCGCAAGCCAAGUGAUGCUAUUCCAGAUAAUCUGGCUAAACCGACUAACCCAACUAAACCAACUAAAGUAGGUCAAGACACCCAAACAGAGCCUAUAACAACUCUGGAUGGCAAACAGAAGAAGCAGAGUAGAGAGAAGGAAGAAGAAGUGAGUUCUCAGCCAUCACCCAAUACUAAGCUAACCCAAACACUGCCACCCAACCCAACAACACCAGAUACUCCACUAGUUAAGUGUCUGCAGGAAAUCCACAUGAUUAAGAAGCACGAAGACCAUGAAUGGGCAUAUGACUCUAAUCUAUCUAAGUGGGACCUUUAUUUAGAUGAGGAAGCACUUUCCAAGCCCGCUAAAGAUCUAAGGUAUCUUGUACUCUAUACAACAGAUGAGAUACCCGCAUCUCGUUGCCAGGAGUACAUUGAACAGCUUAGUUUGCUAAACAAGAUCAACUCCCGCAUUCCUGUGAACAUUAAGUUUCUAGGCCAAUGCCGCGGCCAAAUGAUAGUCAAAUUGUUUCUUAUUCUCUUGCGGAUUGUCGAGGCUCCCCGAUUGAUAGUUGAAAUGGCAGAUGACUUAUUUGAUCGCAAUUCAAUCAAACUCGAAAAGAGUUUAAUAGAGCUGCAGUACUUACUAAAAGAUGUUCCAAUUAAGAUAAGGAAGAGAGAGAUCGUUUUUGUGUCUAAAGUAAGUCGGGUGUCGGCGAAGUGGACAUGGUUCUUUAACGUGACCAAGAAAGUCUAUAGGAUAACCCUAUUCAAAGGUGGGCGGCUAAUCAGUUUGAAUUAG
Nematocida homosporus is the source of this 906-nucleotide messenger RNA. RefSeq lists its product as uncharacterized. Bases 1 to 906 code for a protein of 301 amino acids. The transcript has a single exon. NCBI's taxonomy places the organism in Eukaryota, Fungi, Microsporidia. The record is from RefSeq and is a predicted model, not a curated record.